GACUCUGCUUUUACAACCAAGUUAAUAUCGGCUGACUGCGGAGGGAGUGGACGGCAGCUCCCCGCUGACGGUCGUCCUCACAUUUUAUCUGACUUUUUCCAUUUGAAACUGGUUUUAUUCUUCAAUAUCCGAGUGGACGGAGUUGCUGUUUUGACAAGGAUCAGGAAGCUGUGCCGGCUGUGGUUUGAGAAAGGAACAUGGCUUCCCAGGCUGAUCUGAUGGAGCUGGACAUGGCCAUGGAGCCAGAUCGUAAGGCAGCAGUCAGUCACUGGCAGCAACAGUCCUACCUGGAUUCAGGCAUCCACUCUGGGGCCACCACCACAGCUCCCUCCCUCAGUGGAAAGGGAAACCCAGAGGAAGAGGACGUCGACAACCAGGUCCUAUAUGAAUGGGAGCAGGGCUUCAACCAGAACUUCUCCCAGGAACAAGUGCAAGACAUAGAUGGUCAGUAUGCCAUGACACGUGCACAGCGGGUGCGUGCAGCCAUGUUCCCAGAGACCCUUGAGGAGGGCAUGCAGAUCCCCUCUACCCAGUAUGAUGGAGCACACCCCACCAAUGUCCAGAGGCUGGCAGAACCCUCACAGAUGCUCAAACACGCUGUGGUUAAUCUGAUCAACUACCAAGACGAUGCUGAGCUGGCAACCAGAGCCAUACCAGAACUCACCAAGCUGCUCAACGACGAGGAUCAGGUUGUAGUAAACAAGGCAGCGGUGAUGGUCCACCAGCUAUCAAAGAAAGAAGCUUCGCGUCAUGCCAUCAUGCGCUCCCCUCAGAUGGUGUCAGCCAUUGUCAGGACCAUGCAGAACACCAAUGAUGUGGAGACAGCUCGCUGCACCGCAGGAACGCUCCACAACCUGUCCCAUCACAGAGAGGGACUGCUGGCCAUCUUCAAGUCGGGAGGAAUACCAGCCCUUGUUAAAAUGCUGGGAUCACCAGUGGACUCGGUCCUGUUCUAUGCCAUCACCACCCUCCACAACCUCCUCCUGCACCAGGAAGGAGCCAAAAUGGCUGUCCGUUUAGCUGGAGGACUACAGAAGAUGGUUGCUUUGCUCAACAAAACCAAUGUCAAGUUCUUAGCCAUCACCACUGACUGUCUGCAGAUAUUGGCCUAUGGAAACCAGGAAAGCAAGUUGAUCAUCCUGGCCAGUGGUGGCCCUCAGGCCUUGGUCAACAUUAUGAGGACUUACACCUAUGAGAAACUGUUGUGGACGACUAGUCGAGUUCUCAAAGUACUGUCAGUCUGCUCCAGCAACAAGCCUGCCAUUGUGGAGGCUGGAGGUAUGCAGGCCCUGGGACUCCAUCUGACAGACCCCAGCCAGAGAUUGGUCCAGAAUUGUCUCUGGACUCUCAGGAACUUAUCAGAUGCUGCCACCAAACAGGAGGGAAUGGAGGGACUCCUAGGAACUCUGGUCCAGCUGCUAGGAAGCGAUGACAUCAAUGUCGUGACUUGUGCUGCUGGCAUCCUGUCCAAUCUGACCUGUAACAACUACAAAAACAAGAUGAUGGUGUGCCAGGUUGGAGGUAUUGAGGCAUUAGUUCGCACAGUGCUUCGGGCUGGAGACAGAGAAGACAUCACAGAGCCAGCUAUCUGUGCCCUGCGUCACCUCACAUCUCGACACCAGGACGCAGAGAUGGCCCAGAACGCUGUCAGACUCCACUAUGGCCUGCCAGUGGUCGUCAAAUUACUGCAUCCACCAUCACACUGGCCGCUUAUUAAGGCCACAGUGGGAUUGAUCCGUAACUUGGCGCUGUGUCCUGCCAAUCACGCCCCUCUGAGAGAGCAGGGUGCCAUCCCCAGACUGGUACAGCUGCUGGUCAGAGCACACCAAGACACACAGAGACGCACAAGCAUGGGAGGCACACAGCAACAGUUUGUGGAGGGAGUUCGUAUGGAGGAGAUUGUGGAAGGCUGCACAGGAGCACUCCACAUCCUGGCCAGAGACGUUCACAACAGAAUAGUUAUCAGAGGACUUAACACCAUUCCACUCUUUGUACAGCUGUUGUAUUCUCCCAUUGAGAACAUCCAACGUGUAGCAGCAGGCGUCCUGUGUGAGCUGGCCCAGGACAAAGAGGCUGCUGAGGCCAUUGAGGCUGAGGGAGCCACCGCCCCACUUACAGAACUACUGCACAGCCGCAAUGAGGGAGUUGCAACUUACGCUGCAGCGGUGCUAUUCCGCAUGUCUGAGGACAAACCCCAGGACUACAAGAAACGGCUCUCUGUAGAACUCACCAGCUCCCUCUUCAGGACAGAGCCCAUGGCCUGGAACGAGACUGGAGAGUUGGGCUUGGACAUCGGAGCUCAGGGAGAGCCUCUGGGCUACAGACAGGAGGACCCAAGCUACCGCUCCUUCCAUUCGGGGGGUUACGCAGGGGACUCAAUGGGCAUGGAGCCCAUGAUGGACCAUGACCUGGGCGGAGGUCACCACCCUGGCCAGGACUACCCCCCUGUAGAGGGGCUGCCUGACCUGGGACACGCCCAGGACCUGAUAGAUGGCCUGCCCCCUGGCGACUCCAACCAACUGGCCUGGUUCGAUACUGACCUGUAAAUACCAAGACCACGACCAACAUUACACUACACUUUCUACUAGCUGUAUCAUGUGAUCUGGAUGAACCUGCAUUGUGAUUCGCCCAUAUGGAGGAGGCGGGGUUUCAGAAAGUGCCUGAAGACGACUCAACAACAGCAAGCAGAGUUUCCUGUCUAUGGGAACUCCAUGGGGACAAACUAGAUUUAAGUGCGGUUCUGUUCUGGUGUGGCCCUGCAGUGGGCCGACUUCCAAUCCUGACACGACACACGGAGUUAGAUCCCAACGGUUGAAUUUUAAAAACCCUUUUAUGUCUGUAUUUUUUUUUCUUUUAAUUUUUUACUUUUAUUCGGUUGUUUUACAUUUUAUUCUUUUUUUCCUUUCAAGUCUGUAAUGGUACCGAUUUGAUUCUAGCUUGCUUUAUGAUUAUUCUGAAUUAUGAUACUCAUCUCUUGUUUUUGCAGUCCCUUGUAUUUUAAGUCUGGUAGUGUUGAGUUUUCUAGUGGUAAUGCUCCAUCCAAGUAAAGAAUUUGAUCACGUUUUAAAUGGUGUCCAAACACUAAAGUUAAUCAGUUGAAUUGUAUUCUGAUGAUCAAGUGUAACAUUGUGUAGCUUUUGUAUAAAAACCUGAAUUGGAAAUCAUGGUCCAAAUAUCAAGCUAUUUUCUUGCUUUAAAGGUGGACACUGAGGUGUCUCCGCUGUUCCAAAGGGGGUGUAGCUGACCUAGCUGGGUGUGGCUGUUAAUGACGGACAGGGGUGGAGGAGGGCUCUUAUUGGUCUGCUGUUACUAAGGGGUGGGGUAGUGGGAGGAGCUGGAUGCUGUAGCCUGCUGUGUUCUGAAACAAUAAAAUGGACUGUCAUUUCA
Messenger RNA from Myripristis murdjan (pinecone soldierfish), 3387 nucleotides. RefSeq names its product catenin (cadherin-associated protein), beta 1 (gene ctnnb1). The transcript has 17 exons. The record is from RefSeq and is a predicted model, not a curated record. Bases 198 to 2546 code for a protein of 782 amino acids. Gene Ontology annotation, biological process: cell adhesion. Gene Ontology annotation, molecular function: cadherin binding. NCBI's taxonomy places the organism in Eukaryota, Metazoa, Chordata, Actinopteri, Holocentriformes, Holocentridae.